CACCGAAUACACUACAUCGCAAACCCUAGCCCUCAGUCUCUCCCCAUCAUACCACGACUGAUCACCACAAACGUCACGUGUCACUACUCAUCUUGAAAAACUCGAGCACUGAAAACAUCAACCGAAACUCAAUCUCCGCUUCCCAUGUUUGGCCUCUUCUCAUCUUCCUCCUCCUCGCCUCCUCCCACCACAUCCACCAACCCACCCAAUAAAGCUGAAAGACAAGCAUGUUGGGACUCUAGAGAUGCCUAUUUUGCAUGUUUGACAGAUAACGGUGUGAGAUUAGCGGGGGAAGAAGGGAAGGGAGUAUGUGAGAAGGAGAAAGAGGUUUAUUCUCGGAAUUGCGGAAAGAGUUGGAUCGAUUACUUCAACAAACGUCGAGCACUCGAGUUACGACAAAAAGCGACUUUCGAUGCUGCUUCAAAGCAACGAGACGAGAAUCCUGCCAAUGUAGGUAGAUGAUAGAGACCGAUAAUCGGCUGAAAAUCACCGGAUAGAAUAUUGCAUGGUCCAGAAGAAAAUCACAUAACAUGAUGAUGGCAUGAUCGUUCUCCU
Molecule: messenger RNA, 555 nt
Organism: Tremella mesenterica DSM 1558
Lineage: Eukaryota; Fungi; Basidiomycota; Tremellomycetes; Tremellales; Tremellaceae
Exons: 2
Coding region: 145-462 (105 amino acids)
Cellular component (GO): respiratory chain complex IV; mitochondrion
Source: RefSeq, a predicted model, not a curated record